Molecule: messenger RNA, 1247 nt
Organism: Pyrenophora tritici-repentis Pt-1C-BFP
Lineage: Eukaryota; Fungi; Ascomycota; Dothideomycetes; Pleosporales; Pleosporaceae
Product: IbpA, Molecular chaperone (small heat shock protein)
Biological process (GO): response to salt stress; protein complex oligomerization; response to heat
Source: RefSeq, a predicted model, not a curated record
AUCAUCAAUUUGAAAGACAAACAUAUCUACAGAUCUAAGAUCCGCAACUACCCUUGAGCCCCAACCUUCUCCAAUAUUCUACAUAUCGAUCAACAAAUUCCAAGCAUCCAGCCUAUCAUAUUAGCAAUGGCUUUUGUUCUCACACCCCGCUUCGCACCCGCCUAUCAGGUGCCGCAGUACAACCCCUAUGGCUUCUGUGCUCCGGCAUCACGGUCUCCAUACGCUUAUCGUGUCUCUCGUCCUCAGGCUCGCCGCUCUCAGUACUUCCUCAGCCAAGUCGAUGAGCUACUGAACGAAAUCGACCGCGAAGCAAAGCGCCAAGCACAACUUGAAGCUCAGCGUGAGGCAGAGCUUGCAGCACGGCUCGAAGCUCAGCGUGAGGCACAACGUCAGCUCGAACUCCAGCGUCAACAAGAGCUUGAACGGAGGCGUGCACUCCGCGCUGAAUUCGAUGUCAACCAGAACGAGAAGGGAUGGCAGAUCAAUGGUCACUUCCACGGUUUCGACCAGGAGAACAUCAACGUCGAGAUGAUUGACGAACGCACACUGAAGGUCGCUGGCAACACUCUGUGGCAGUCUGAGAAGGCGCAGCCGGAGCCGCAGCAACCUCAAAUCGAAGCUGCACCCGCUACUGAGGAGAAACCCAACGAGCAUGAGGCCGCGGACGCCACAGAGACUGACACUACAACUGCCGGCGCUGCCACUCCAGAUAGCGAUACCGCAUCGCACAAGUCAUACCAGCCAACUGUGGAGGACGACUUCGAAGACCUCGGCGAUGACGCCACAUCAUCUGUAUCAUCAUCGACUCCUGCCGAACCCAGGGAGCCCAAGGGCAAGGAGAAGGCUGUUGAGGAGCCUGCUACUACCGAAACAGCUCUUGCCACUCAACCCCAGACCGAGGUACCAGCUCAGCAGUCACAAGAACAGCCUCAGCAAGAAAAGCGCGUGCACGGAUCUUUCGAGCGCACCUUCCGCUUUCCAGAGCGCAUCGACGUCGCGAACGUGAGCGCUAGCUUCAAGGAUGGUGUGCUCAGCAUCACUGCUCCAAGGGCACAGGUACCACAGUUGAGGAGGAUCACUAUCUCGUAGGUGGACAUGGAUAAGAUGGCGAAAUUAAUGGAUAGUAAAUGUAUGAACAAGGACUGCAUCAUGUGGAGUUCCGGUUGCAUAUGAUAACUCUGGGUUCUCUAAAGUAUUUGCAUGGGAUGUUUAGCUACCAUUAUCGAAUCAAUAAUUGCAUUGCUAAA